AUGCGGCACAGCGGGGCGGAGGAGGCGCCAAACAGGUUGGAUGAGUACAGGUGAGCCAGGAAGCAGCUUAUGCUAAUUUGUCAACAUGAGAGGAAAUCCUCCUUAGAGCUGCACUUGUGAGAGGGAGACAAAGCUACAUGGGAACCUAUUAGAUAACCAAUUCUCCUGUCGGCCGCCUCACAGGGGGAGAGAGAGAGCGAGGGAUAGAGAGAGUACCUGCGAUGGUGGACACACAGGGAAUCCAUUCAAAACCAGCCCUGCAAGUAACAGACAUGGCGUAUAGGAAAGUGCGUGCUGGCCACGGUUCUCUCCGUGUGCGGGAUCUGGAGAGUGAGGAGCUUCACACAGCUUCCCUGGAACUGGAAUGGGACAUGGAGAAGGAGCUGGAAGAACCGGGCCUGGACCGCUUCCAGCUGGAGUGUGUGGAGCAUCAACCAGUGAGCAGCUCUUCUGGCGGGGGCAUGGACCCAGACUUGGAACCAAUUCAACCCUCUGUCUCCCCUCACGGACGUUUUGAGCGUCUCCAGGAGGACCCUAAUUACGUUUCUCGUUUCAGCCGGGCGGUACCCAAGGGCCAGAGAUGGAAUGGGACCUGCCUGGCCAAAUACCUGCUAGCAGGGGUGGGUGUGUUUGCUCUGGGGCUGCUCGUUGGACGAUAUGCAUUCAGCAGGGAGCAAGUGAAGGUAGAGCCAAGUGCAGACACAGACGUGUUGGAGAAGAUUGUUCAGGGAAUCACAGCAGAGAAGAUACAAGCACUGCAGAGGGACUUUGACAGCUUGUCUGAUCUCACAGAAGAGUCCAAGGUCAAGUACAUCGCUCAGCGGUGGGAGGAGCUCGGAUUAAAAGACGUCCAGGUGACUAAUCACACGGCUCUUCUGAGCUAUCCCGGACCCGCCCUCAGCACGAUCGUCGAUAAGAUUGGAAACCAGUGUUACCUGCCCAGCGGAGCGAGGUGUGGCCAGCCAUCCACAUCUACGACUGAACCCUUUGCCUUUGCAGCCUACUCUGCUGUGGGAAGUCUAGUGGCAGAGGUGGUGGACGUUCAGUAUGGGAGCCCUGAGGAAUUGAGACAAGUUCGAGCUAGUACAAAUGUGACCAAUAAAAUAGCACUGCUAAAGCUUGGACAAGCACCUUUGCUUUACAAGCUCUCUCUGCUGGCAGAGGUGGGGUUUGGUGGCUCUCUUCUCUAUGUGGAUCCCUGUGAUGCCCCAUUUGGGAAUAAGACUUUUGGGGUGACCCUGAACCCAGGUGGGAACCCGUUUUCUCAAGAAAACCCCGGAAGUGCUGAGAGAGACAGUCGCUACAACCUGACAUCAUUGCUGGUUCAGCCCAUCUCUGCAUCCUUAGCGAAAAUGCUGCUAUCUGCCCCUGCCAUGGGGCAGGGAAGACCCUGUGUCCCUAUGAUCAUGCCCUCAGCCGCAGCAAGAAAAAUCAUAAAUCUCACCAUUGAAAACCAAGCAUCUUUCAAGACAGUGUCCAAUGUUAUGGGAUAUCUCAAAGGCAAGACAAAUCCAGAUCGAUAUGUACUGGUUGGCAGUCGUCAUGGCAGCUGGUAUGAGGGUGCGUUGGCGGACUGGGGGAACGGCUCUGCAGUCAUGACUCAGAUCAUCGCCUCCAUGACGGCUCAAACCCGCGCAGGCUGGCUGCCCUAUCGAACCAUUGUCUUCUGUUCCUGGGGGGGAACCUCAUUGGGCAACAUCGGCUCGUAUGAGUGGGGGAAGGAGAACGCAGUGGUACUUCAGAGCAGGGCAGUGGCUUAUGUCAGCCUCCACAGUCCUGUCAGAGCCCCUGGAUCCCUGCAGUCCACAGCAUCACCUUCUCUUCUGCAGCUGGCAGCUGACACCCAAAGGAAAAAUUCGAUGAGUUGCAGUCGAGGAGGUGGUUGUCCUGGUCCGAAUGUCAGCUCACUGCAGACACCUGGAGAUGUCAGCUUUUUCUCUAAUCAGCUUGCUGUCCCCACAGUGGAGUUCACAUACUCAGAGUUUCCUAAAACAGAGAGAGCAUUUUUUCUCUCUGAGGCCUUUUUCCCUCCUGAGUCUUCAUUAGGAGAGACCUUGGAUCCAGCCUUCAAACUCCAUGAGACUAUUGCCAAGAUUACAGCUGAGACCAUCCUGCGACUUGCUACGGAUCCCGUUCUUCCAUUUUAUCCUUUGGAUAUCGCUCUGGAUGUUCAGAACAAACUUAAAGAUGACCCACUGAGACGGCCGGACCUGCUGAACAUGGCUGCAUCUUUGAGGGAAAACUCAACCUUCUUCCAAUCUGAGGUCAUGCGUCCUGCUAAUGACCCCAAGGAGAGAGAUCCAGCCCAUGUACGCAUGCUCAAUGACGUCCUCCGAGAUCUUGAAAAAAGCUUCCUUAUCCCGAACCCUUUACCAGGCUUUUACAGGAACAUUCUCUAUUGCUUGAGCAGACAAACUCCACACUUCUCUAUCCUGAAGGAUGCCCUGGAGGUCCCCUGGCACAACAGCAUCAACCAGUCCCUUACUCUGGUGUCCAGGGCCAUCAGUUCAGCUGAGAAACUCGUACAAAGUGGACUCGACCUUUUUGAGAAUGAAAAUGACAUCCCACAAUGACAUCCGGAAAGAGACCACAUUUUGUCAGAAUAUGACACAAACCCUGAGAUCUUCUGGUCGACACAGACAUUUCAGAGGGAUCUAAAGACACUUUGAGAACUAGAUGAUAUCAUUAUGAAGUGCACUAUUAAUCUAAUGUUCACCAGAAGAAUUUCUUCAGGCCAAUACUAAGUUAUUUUUUUUGUUCCUCUAAUGACGUUCAAAGGUUCAGCCUUUGUGGUUUCUAACAUCAGGCUAGAAAGAUUAAUGAGAAAUGAGUCAGGGAGCUAAACUCUAUAACUUGCAGGGUCGAGGCUUUUUGUUCUGACAAAAAAAAAAAAAACACCAGCAGGUUUAUCACCAACAUUUCCAGUCACAUAAACCCCAGAGGAUGACUGGAAGUCAGGACUCAAAACAGGUUUUUUUUUUUAUUGAAACAACUUGAUGUUUGAAACAUGUUUCAAAAUAUUUUAGAAUAUGUUUUUUGUUUGUUUGCUAAUCUAGCCCACCAUUUUACAGAUGGCAAGCAAUCACCUUUGGAAAAAGGGGAAAUGCUGUGACUCUCAAUCAACAUGGAGUCAGACUUUAUAAUGCAAAACUUUCUGAUAGUAAAAAUAAAAAGCUGAAAGGAAGCACCAGUGCUACUGUGACAGUCUCUCAGGGGCGUUUGUUUCAGAAUCUGUAGAAAAAUAGUAACGGAAUAAAAUAAUUUUUUAUUUUUUUUUAAACAGGUAAACCAAUUAAAGUUGAACUAAGACAGGUCAAGUCGACGAAACAAGAAUUCAGGGUAAUUAUUAACUGAAACUCUGGCAAUACAGUAGUGAUAUAAUUAGAAAAGUACUAAUAGUUUUGUGAAUGAAAUUCAUAGUCAUAGAUAUGGGUUAGAAUUUUAGUUUAUAGUCCAUAAAUCCAAGGCAAACAUAGAUAAGUUUUCAAGAGGUGUGAAAUGCGUCUGCAUCUCAUUGGGUGAUAAUUGACCAAUGAGGAGCCAGGAUGUUGAAUAUAUAAGCUAGACAAACAGUGCAUGUGUAUGAUGUCAUAAUGGAGUGUGUGGAGUCAUGGUAAUAUCAUGUUAAUGUCUUUUUGAUUCCGGCGGCCAGUGUAUUUGUUCUCAGCAUUUGCACUAAUGUUGUUUCUCUAGUCAACAAUUUGGGGGGAAAUAAGAGAUUUGAGAGCAACUAAUAACUUUCCUUUUACUUCACUUGCCCUUUAAUGUAUGAAAAACAGCUCAACUAGAAAUACAAAAUUCAGGGAAUCUAGUUUGACCCAGCUUUAAUUUAUUUACGUGCCUUCAAAUGAGUCAUACAUGCUUUUAGAGCAGCAUUUUGCACUCAGAUUUAAAUACCAAACAUUUACCAAAAUAUUUUGUACUGUGGUUGUGCUUAUUUAUAUUUUUUAGUUGUGGAGAUAUUAUUUGAAAGGUUUGUAGAGUUAAAAUGAUUUUCUUUCUGCUUUUUUUUAUUGUUUCUAAUCUGUUUAGUAAGCCCCUGGAACAUAUUUUUAGAGAGCAGCCAUUUAAAGCUGUGCAUCAUUUCUGCAUUUAACAGAGUCAGCAUCUUACUUACUUAUUAUGACAAACCUUUUAAACAGAUACUGCAUUUGCACAUGCUGUGGACCCCUCAACUGCUGGAUUACUACUCUAAACAACCUAGAAGAGUCCAGCUCAUUUGCAUUGCACUAAAAUGAACUGUUAAACUGUCAACCUGCCUGUGUGUUUGUUUGCGUGCUAUUGUAUUUAUUUAUUUUAUUUUCUAAAUAUAUGUAAAUACUGAUAAUUUAAUCUGACUCAUAUUCUGUUGGCCCAAGAGAAUUUUCAGGUUCAGUUAUGUCUUGAAUUGCAAUCGUUUGUAUUGUGGAGCAUUUGUACGAAUUUUAUAUCAUGUGAAAUCUUCAAACUGCAGCUGCAAGUUGCAUGAAAUGUUUUAUUUAGAUUAGGAUAAAGUAGUUAGACUUAUUUAGAUAUAGAAUAGUAGGCUAAUCAUUCUUAUGGUCUGAAUAAUGGGUCGGACACUGAAAUUGCACAUACAGUUGUAUCUCAGUGUAAUAUCUCACAACAGAAUCACUAACUACAUACAAGCACACAUAUACAGGGGCAAUGUAAAAUCAGCCAGCUGUUAUCACUAAAUAAACCCUGAUAGGGUGAUCAGGACCCCUAUGUGGAGCAGAAGGGGUUUGUUUUGCGAAAACGACUAGCUGACUAUACAUUCACACGGAUCCACGCAAAUGACUCACAAACGCUGUAUUACACAUGCCAGACAAGUAGUUGGCGAUGUCACUUUGUAAAGAAAGACCGCGCCUGUGCACAUAAGCAUUCAGAACACUUGCAUGCCUAUCCACCUUAUUUUUAUAGUUUACUGGACUUUUAUCUCCUUCUCAUUAUUUCCCUAUAGUGGCUAAUAAAUCGGAAGUCUCACACAUUCACAGAAAUAUCUUAAUUUCGUGUUGAAAAUUAGGUGGAUAGACUAAACACGUAAUACGCAUGUGCAUGCCAUUUUCACCGAUUCAUGUUUUCGCAGUUUACAUGAGGAUGACAACGGUAUGGUUUUCAAAAACUUGCACUUUGAAACCCUUUUUCAAAAGUUUGCAUUUUCUUCCAGGCCACCAAAAUGCCGCUGUCGUGUAAAUGAACAUAAAAGUUUUCCGUUUUUAGUUGAAAACGGUGUCGUGUAAACAGCCCCCCAGACACAAGAUGGCGCAAGUUUACGUGACACAAUAAAGUGGCACUGGUUUAAGUUAAGUUGCGGUCACUUUCACCAUUGUUCACCAAUUUCUGAAAUCCAUUAAUUUCAAUAGGAAUCUAUGCGAUUUGUGAAUUUUGCGUGAGGUUGAAAGAUUUACCCACCCACAUUUCGCAGGAGGUUAAAGUUGGUCACGUGAAAUUGACACAAACUAUUUUGUCAGAAUUACAGGUAUGGUCAAAUUAGUGAAAUUUCACAGAGAAAAAAAAGAACUCAUCUAUUGUCAAUAGAGUAGAUGUUUGAAGCACCACUAACACAUAAAUCACUUUCAAACCAGACAGCUUUCUGUUGAUUAAUGCGACAAAUUCGUGUAACUGAACCUGUUGCGAAAUUUGCUUGGGGAAUUCUUUGCCUUUACAAAAAAAAAAAAAUCCAGAUUGCAUGGAUUCCAUCACUAUCUCACAACCAAUUCGUACGUAUUUUACGAGGUGGCUAAUUCGUACGACCUCAUUUGUACAAAUUCAUAUGAUUUGUCUAAACCCCAGUGACUGGUAGGUUUAAGGGUGGGGUUAGAGGUAGGUCAUUCGUACAAAUUCAUACGAAUUUGGCAACUCGUAAAAUACGUACGAUUUAGCAAAAAACAUACUAAUUCGUACAACUGAUGUCCUACGAAUUAGAACGAAUCAGCCACCUUGUAAGAUACGUACGAACUGCCGUGAGAUCGGGUUGUGGAUUCCUAUUGAAAUUACUAGAUUUUGCACAUGGCAAGUUUGCCGAGCGACGUUAAAGGUUGUUAAAACACCUUUACUUUGCUAUAGCCGAAAGGAAAUAUCUGACCGCUGAUGCCAAUCAGAUUCAAGUAUUCCAGAGAGCCAUUUAAUAAAUACACGUUGUAGCGUAGAUCUGUAAACAGUUUUUCCCAGUAUUUUUCCAUGUUCUGGCAUCACCUUAUACUGAAAUGAGUACUAUUGUAAAUGCAGUGCAUGUAAAAUCAUUCUUGUAUAUGGGAUGUCAAAAGCUUGAGAACACUCAUUUUGGAGAACGACACUUUUGAACAUAAUUCAUGUGAGUGUGUUUGGUGACACGUACUAAAUGACAUUUUAGUGCAUUCAGUGUCCUACACUAAAUGACAUUUUUGUUUUGUCUCAAUCAACUACAGAGGUUGAAUGCAGACUUUUUGUACCCAGUGGGGCAUUAAAUAUAAUUGUGUUGUCUUUAGUUUGAUGUCUUGUGGAUCCGCAUGGGUCAGAAAGCACCUAAUGAAUGGACAAUGUGAACGCGCUGUUGCAGUUUAAAUGGGUGGAAGGUUUCAUUUAAUUCACGGUAUGUUGGAGAAAAGAAUAUUUAAAAUGGAGGAUAUAAUGUGAUAUUCAAAAUGCACUUAACUGUAAUAAGGGUAGAGAGGAUUUCAAAUGCAUGUUAUUUUUUUUCUCUGCUUAAUUUGUAUGCCACUGAACAUUAACUGAUCCUAAGGCAAUAAAUAUAAGUGCUGGAAUAACA
Ctenopharyngodon idella (grass carp) is the source of this 6730-nucleotide messenger RNA. RefSeq names its product inactive N-acetylated-alpha-linked acidic dipeptidase-like protein 2. The record is from RefSeq and is a predicted model, not a curated record. Bases 222 to 2573 code for a protein of 783 amino acids. NCBI's taxonomy places the organism in Eukaryota, Metazoa, Chordata, Actinopteri, Cypriniformes, Xenocyprididae. The transcript is spliced from 14 exons.